Leptosia nina is the source of this 1200-nucleotide messenger RNA. NCBI's taxonomy places the organism in Eukaryota, Metazoa, Arthropoda, Insecta, Lepidoptera, Pieridae. The record is from the annotation of a GenBank genome assembly.
AUGUCGUAUGCUAUAAUGAGGCAUCUGCGACGCACAGUGAUUUUAAAACACCAAAGACGAGCUGAAAGCACUAUGACCAACCUAACACAAGAAGAAUACGUUUUUCGACCUCCCAUAGCCCAGUGGAACAAAGUUAUUAAAGAAGCAGAAAAGAUUGUGGGCUAUCCAACUUCUUUUAUGAAUUUGAGGUGGCUGUUGAGUGACGAAUUCGCCAAUUUGGCUAUGCAUCUACGAAAAAUUGUUGGCAGCAAUCAUCCAAUAAUGAAAACAGCAAAAACAGUCUUAUAUAAUGAACACAAUAAUUUGCAACCUUGGGGCCUUAUAAUACUUCUACUAUCAAAAGCUGUUGCUUCUCCUGCCCAUACUCUACAAUCAAGUAAUGUUAACGAACAACAAAGACUUCUUGCAGAACUCACUGAAAUGAUAAGAACAGGUCAUUACAUUCACAGAGGGCUGUUAAAUAUACCGCCAAAAGAUAGGGAGUGGGACAAAGACUCCUUAUUUGCUAACAAAAUUGCUAUACUCAUAGGAGACUAUUUACUAGUUACCGCUAAUGGCAUGCUUGCUCGAUUGAGAAAUCAAGAACUCUCCUAUUUAAUAUCCACAGCAUUAAGAGAUUUAAGUGAAGGUGAAUUCUUUGGCCCUAGGGAUGAACAGAACAUGCCCUUACCAAGUAAACCGAGUAAAAAUCUAACAGACAGUUAUAGGAUAAGUUGUGAUACAAUGCCCUUAGAAGUGAGGGAUGUCUUGGGGUCUCCAAUGCGUGAGUGGACUUUAAGGGCAUUGUACAAUGGGGGCACACUGUUUGGCCGAGGAUGUCAGGGUGCUAUGUUUUUAGCUAACAGAACUGUUGAAGAAGAAAAAAAAGCUUUCCUAUUUGGCUGUCAUUUAUGCUUAGCUUGGCAAGCUACUAGCGACCUUCAGAAAUUCAGUGAAAGCAAAAAUUCAUUUUCUUUAGUGAGUGCACCAGUAUUAUUUGGUUUGGCACACUCACCUCACUUAUAUAAUAAACUAAAUAUGAUAAAAAAUAUAAAUGAUGUUGAUUAUUUAAGUUUAAAGAAGGAUAUAUUAGAAACGGAUGCAUUAGAGCGUACUAAAUCUCUAUAUGUAGAAAAUGCUGAAAAAGCACAUAGUUAUAUAGAUUUAUUUGGUGAUAAUGAAUCUACUAGAACUAUAAAAAGAAUGAUUAACAAUACAUAA